AUGACUUAUCUGAGUACAAUUGGCGAUAGCUUUUGGAACAGCUGCAGAAAGGUAGAAAAUUACGAAAAAAACUUCAAAGAUAUAUUCAGUUAUUUCCUCAGAUGGACAGAACCUCAUAUUGUUGUAGAACUUUGCUUAGUUAUACUAGCAAUUCUGCCAUUGAUAUUCAAAACCCGAUCAACUGAAUCAUAUGUCAAAAUAUCUAGACUCUACAAUGUUUCAAGACUUUCGAUUUUAACAUUAUUUCACCGAAUUCUUUACAUUUACGUUAUAAUUAUACCCCUUGGUUACCUUCUUGGUAAACCUCCGCCAUGUACCGCUAUAAGGAUCGGCUAUUCAGCAGCUUUUUAUAGAUUAUACACUUUUCCGUUUCCAAAGCUAAGUUCUCUACUUCUUAUUUUGUUUUACGUAGGCUCUUUAAUCACAAUAUCUAAGCCGUGGGCCAAUAUUGUCAUUCAUUUAAUUGCACUUUUCUUUACAACUCAUUUCAUCAUAGUUGGAGACGCUUCUAUAUCACAAGCAUUAUUUACAUUUUCAUUAGUUUACAUUUUGAACUUCUAUUCGCAAAGAGUUCGACUUUCUGUUCUUCAUAUUGAAAAUGCUGCCUUUAUCAUACUAAUUAGCGUACUAUUUUCAUUGAAAGGGAAUUCCUUACUUUCAGAAGAGAAAAUAGAUUUCACUGGCCGAAUGAUUUCCGCAAUCACUUUACUAGUUAUCGACGAAUAUAUGUUAAUUAGGUACCAAUACACUAGAUAUGGCUAUGCGAGUGUUGGCAGGCCAAUUGAUAUCGGAUUGGAGACUGGAUCUAACGAGGAAGGCAAGUAUUUCAGUGUUUUAUCAUCUGAAGAAGAAAUUGCUUUUUCUAAGAAUUUGAUCAAUGAUAUUUUCGACUCUUUCGUUGCCACUUUCUUCUUCCUGAUCGGCCUUUACAUACGACACCAAAUAACAGGUGUUAUCAAACCAUCAUUGCAUGGUUUGCUUUAA
Trichomonas vaginalis G3 is the source of this 984-nucleotide messenger RNA. RefSeq lists its product as uncharacterized. The transcript has a single exon. The record is from RefSeq and is a predicted model, not a curated record. Lineage: Eukaryota; Parabasalia; Trichomonadida; Trichomonadidae. The coding region runs from base 1 to 984 and encodes 327 amino acids.